Eurypyga helias (sunbittern) is the source of this 804-nucleotide messenger RNA. Its product is annotated as glutathione S-transferase theta-1. Gene Ontology annotation, biological process: glutathione metabolic process. The annotation marks the transcript as partial. The record is from RefSeq and is a predicted model, not a curated record. Gene Ontology annotation, molecular function: glutathione transferase activity. NCBI's taxonomy places the organism in Eukaryota, Metazoa, Chordata, Aves, Eurypygiformes, Eurypygidae. The transcript has 4 exons. Gene Ontology annotation, cellular component: cytoplasm.
GGCCAUCGAACAGUGAAGGAGCUGGCAAAGUCAGCCUCUUGAAGAAAGUACCAGCACUAAAGGACGGAGACUUCACCCUAGCAGAAUGCACUGCCAUUCUGCUGUAUCUGAGUCGAAAGUACAACACUCCCGACCACUGGUACCCGUCAGACAUACAAAAACGGGCCCAGGUGGAUGAAUACCUCUCAUGGCAUCAUGCUAACAUGCGGGCUAAUGCUCCUAAGACCAUGUGGAUCAAGGUGCUGAUUCCCCUCUUCACAGGGCAGCCACUGCCUUCCGAGAAGCUCCAGGAGGUUAUGGAGGGGCUGUCCACUUCCCUGAAGCAAUUUGAGGAGAGGUUUCUGCAGGACAAGGCUUUUAUCAUUGGGAGCGAGAUCUCCCUGGCGGAUCUCGUGGCCAUUGUGGAGCUGAUGCAACCUGUUGGAGUUGGUUGCGACAUCUUUGAAGACAGACCUAGGCUGUUGGAGUGGCGCAGGCGGGUGGAGGAUGCUGUGGGGAAAGAGCUUUUCUUCCAAGCCCACGAGAUGAUCCUCAAUAUCAAAGAACUGAGCAACAUUCAAAUUGAUCCACAGCUGAAAGAGCAUCUGGCACCUGUCUUGAUGAAGAUGUUGAAAUGAAUUAACCCAUUUUACCAUUUUUCCUCCCUUUGUUUUUUUUAAUUUCUUCUCUGACCUCCAGUUCCACGCAUAACUGGAAAGAGCACUGUAAUUCUAACACAGAAAUUCCAGAGUGUUUCCCCCCCUGCCAGGCCUUUCCUGUAUCUUUGGGGGUGGAAGCUGUGGAAGGUUUAAGACCUGAAAUAUU